Molecule: messenger RNA, 2223 nt
Organism: Sordaria macrospora k-hell
Lineage: Eukaryota; Fungi; Ascomycota; Sordariomycetes; Sordariales; Sordariaceae
Biological process (GO): regulation of mRNA splicing, via spliceosome; mRNA splicing, via spliceosome
Cellular component (GO): nucleoplasm
Molecular function (GO): mRNA binding; N6-methyladenosine-containing RNA reader activity
Source: RefSeq, a predicted model, not a curated record
AUGUCAAGUCCCGUUCUACCCAACAUGAACAAGCUGGCUCUCGACGCCAAAACACGCGAGCUCAAGCAACGGCUUCAAUCUAUGCAAAAGGACCGCUCUACUCGUCCUUCGCCGGCCAUCAGCGACCUUGCACCUGCCAACAGACCCUUAACCCCCACGGUCGCCCCAACACCAAAGCCCCAGCAACCCAAACCUGACUUUGUCCCUCAUACUGUUCCUCAGCUUCCUACCGAGACAUCCAUCUCAGCCGAUGAAAAUGACAUCGCCGCUUUGAUCCGCUCCUUUUCCGAUCAUGCCGAUCCCAUGCCAGGAAUUGUUUCUACAUCAGUUCCCUCUAUCAAACAGCAAAACAAAGGCUCUGUUGAGGCGCCACCAAAUCAGGCUACUCCUCCACCGGCCUCGAACCAAUUCUCCCUGCCUCCUCCUGGACUCGCAAAGGCUGCCAUCACAGCACCCUUUACUCCAGUCGAGGAGGAUGAGAUUGAGAGCGGUGCGGAAGAGCCAGUCAAGGCAGAGGCGCACGAAAGACGCCCAGAACGACCGAAGCACCAAGUCUCCCAGGGAACUGAAAGGACCCCGCGAUCAGGAGCUGGUUUGAUCCCUAACAAGAAACAUGUGUCUCAAAAAGGCCCCGGUAAGCCCCAAACGGGCACCGAGAAGGCUAUACGUACAAAUAGCAGGCCCGAAAUCCAAAGUGUUCAAGCCAGGGUUGAGCCUACCGCUACCUCCUUGACUCCUGAAAAGGCGCUCGAGCGAGCCCUGGAGCUCAACCCGGACCUACGGGAAUGGCUGGCUCAUACUGAUUACCACAACGUGGAAACACGUACCAAGAAGCUCGAACGGUAUCGUAAGCUGAAAGCUCUGGCCGCAGAGAAAGAACGAAUUGAAGCCGAGCAUGCUGCUCAAAAUGCCAGGCUAGAGGCCGAGCGGCGCAAGUUGCUGGAGGAAGAGGGAUUGGACUUUGGCCUCGUCGCAACACCGCUAGUCGAGACUGCCCCGGCAACCACUAACAAACUAACCGAAGCUCCCAAGGCCGCAGUGCCCAAAAGGGAACGCGAGAAGUCCGUGGAAAAGGCCGAUCAUCCUCCGGAGAAGAAGCUUCGGCCCGACGAGAAUGGAUUCUGGCCGAUGGAGAUCGACAACGAGUACAACGACCGUCAUCGGGAACGUGGCCGGCCCGACGAGAAUGGAUUCCGGCCGAUGGAGAUCGACAACGAGUACAACGACCGUCAUCGGGAACGUGGCCGACCCGAAUAUCCUACCAAACGUGCUCCAUCAUGGUCUCCCCGUCGUUACCGCGCUCCGUCACCUCGUCGUGACCACUGCCUAAGCCGUCCCUCCUCUCGUGACCGCGAUUAUCAGCCCUCUCGGUUUUCUCCUCGGCCUCGGUCCCGCGAUCGUUCCGAUUUCAACAAGUACGAUGGACGCUCUGUCCAUAAAUAUGACAACCGGAGUUAUCGUGGUGAUGAUAAAGGAUUCUUUGACGAUCACCGUGGAGAAAAGGCUCCCCGAGCCCAGUCACCCCGGCGAUCUAGGGAGUUGGAGCAUGUUGAGCACUUCAAUACGGGCGAAAAGGGCGACACUCGAUUCUUCGUACUCAAGUCCUUCAACAACGAGAACUUGGAAAAGGCCAUGGAGGACGGGAUUUGGGUCACCCAAACGUCCAACGAAGAAAAGUUCACCAAGGCCUUCGAAACAUGCAGAAACGUCAUCUUUUUCUUCUCUGUGAACAAGAGCAAGGCUUUCCAGGGCGUUGCAUUGAUGACCAGUCUACCUUCGGCCGACAUCAGCAAAGCAUCCUGGAUGAAGAACAUUCACUGGCAGACCUCUCCACCUUUCCGUCUCAAAUGGCUUACCAAAGUUGCCGUGCCCUUUUCUCGCAUUGGAUACUUGAAGAACUCGCUCAACGAGAAUCUCUCCGUGCUGAUCGCCAAGGACGGCCAGGAAGUCGAGGAGGAGUGCGGCCGCCUCUUGAUGAGAGAGAUGGAGUUGUAUGCCAUGUUCGGAUCAAACAAAACAACAUAUUUUCCAGGAAUUCGUCACCACAAACUACAUGAACUGAAGGCCCGCCGAGAAAUCGAUUCAAGUUCGGGCUUCAACCCUGCCUCGUGGUGGAACAACAAGAAGAAGCCGCAUCACAACAACAACAACAACAAUCACUGGAAUAAUCAAAACGAUAACAAGCGUGUGGAGGAUUACCACGAGAGGUCGUCUGCGCGUUAG